AAUAAGUGGAGGUAGAGGCAUCAAAGAAGUAGAAGAAAUAGGUGAAACGGAGGGAACAGAAGAAAUAGGUGAAAUAGAGAAAAAAGAAGUAGUAACAGAUGUGGAAGAUAAUGAAGAAAUAGAAGAAAUAGAAGAAGCAUAA
Messenger RNA from Racocetra persica, 142 nucleotides. The record is from the annotation of a GenBank genome assembly. Lineage: Eukaryota; Fungi; Glomeromycota; Glomeromycetes; Diversisporales; Gigasporaceae.